CUCAAGGUAGUCAGAAAAAACACGAAUUUAUAGAAUAUUGAACUGUGCUACACUGAGUUAGCGCGUCAUUCGUAAGCUUCGUCAUCGCAAUGUCUUUGGAAUAUGCUCGCGUUGGGACUAUUGAAGAUAUAACAUCAAUUGGUUCAACUACUAGCUUUCUUCAGGCUACAGCAGCUGAGGUUCGUUCUACAAGAGUCAAUUGGCAAUCUUAUCUUCAGGGACAAAUUAUAAAUGAAGAGCAAUACUCUUUUAUUAAUCGGUUGGAUAACGCUCCUACAGCGGAAGCUCGAAAUCAUGUCAUCAGAGCUGAUGAGCAGAUGACUGCAAGAGUUUUCACUUUUAUUCUAAAUAAAAUAUCCAAAGAACAAACUCUACGUUAUAUCCUUACGCUUAUUGAUGAUAUACUUCAGGAAGAUAAAUUACGAGUGGAAAUAUUCCGUGACUACUUUGCUAAAACGAAAGAAUCACUAUGGUCUCACUUCUUUGGUUUCUUUCAAAGAGGUGAUCCUUUCUGCAUGCACCAGGCCUCUAGAAUAAUAGCAAAGUUUGCAUGUUGGUCCUCCCAACUAAUGGAGGAAAACGACCUGAUUUAUUACUUGAAUUGGCUACGAGAACAACUCACUAUCAGUAACAAUGAAUAUGAUCAAACUGUUGCUCGAAAUCUUCAAAUGAUGUUGCGCAUUAAGGAGUAUCGUGUCCAGUUCGCUAAAGUUGGUGGAGUUGAAACGAUUGUCGAUGUCCUUCAGGAAAAGACAACCAGUCGACAAUUGCAAUAUCAGUUAAUUUUCUGUCUCUGGUGUAUGAGUUUUGACUCAUACCAUGUCACUGAGAUAUGCAAAAAUUCUGCACUCCUGGCCACUGUAGCUGGGAUUUUUCUUGAAGCAGAUCGUGAGAAAAUUACUAGAAUUUCACUAGCUCUAUUUCGUAGUGUUUUAGAAAAGUUACCGACAAGCACUGAACAAAGAGAAUGUGGUUUACGCUUAGUUCAGUAUAAAGUACUGAGAGAAUUAGAAUUACUCGGUCAAAAAGAUUUUAGUCAUGAUCCUGAAUUGACAGAUGAUAUUGCAUUUCUAAAUGAAAAGUUAUCUGCAAGUAUACAAGAUGUAAGCAGUUUAGAUGAAUAUAUGGCUGAACUGAAAUCUGGUCGGUUAGAAUGGUCACCAGUGCAUAAAUCAGAAAAGUUUUGGUAUGAAAAUGCUGUGAAAUUCACCGAUAACAAUUAUGAAAUGUUAAAGAUGAUAGUGAAAUUAGUUGAACUUGCUGUUGAUCCAUUGACAUUAUCUGUUGCUGUUCAUGAUAUCGGUGAAUUCGUGAGACAUUAUCCACGUGGUAAACAGAUAAUAGAAACUCUGGGAGGUAAACACCUAGUAAUGGCGUUAUUACAACACGAAGAUCCAAAUGUACGUUAUAAUGCAUUGGUCUCAUUACAGAAGAUAAUGGUACAUAAUUGGGAAUACCUUGGAAAACAAUUGGAUUCAGCUCAAAGUACCGAAGUAAAGUCGACAGGAAUAAGAGUAAAAUAAGCUGUGAUUUUGUUUUCACUUCUAUCCAGUGAAUGAUAUAUAUUCUCGCAACACUGACAACGCUUUGUUAGUUGUCAUCACCAAUUUAUGGCUUUUUGGGGACUGAUUGAUUGAUUUUUUAUGAGUGAUAUUUUUCUCUUUUAUUCAGAAUCAGCAUUAUUUGUGCUAUUGUCGUUAGUAGUAGUCAGUCCAAUACACUUACUUUGUAAUUCUUAUGUGAUGAAUUGCUUUGUCAACAUAUAGAUAUAUAUAUAUUUCUGUGAUUCCUUCAGGUAUAUACUCACUGUACCAGCACCACCAACACCACCCCCACCCUCUUUACAUUAUUGAUAUAAUCAUCAAUCAAAAAAGCAUAAUAUAUUAUUUCUAAUUAUUGAUUCUCUUCUGUGAAUUGAAUUUCGUCUUUCCCUUCUCUCUCUUUUCUUUUUCUUCUUAAAACAUCCAAGUCAACCUCGUUAACAUUCCUUCAUUUCUUCUUUAUCAAUUUAUCGAUUAUUCUGGGUAAUAAACGGUUGAAUUUUAAUGA
Trichobilharzia szidati is the source of this 2049-nucleotide messenger RNA. The record is from the annotation of a GenBank genome assembly. Lineage: Eukaryota; Metazoa; Platyhelminthes; Trematoda; Strigeidida; Schistosomatidae.